Molecule: messenger RNA, 924 nt
Organism: Anopheles darlingi
Lineage: Eukaryota; Metazoa; Arthropoda; Insecta; Diptera; Culicidae
Product: clavesin-2-like
Exons: 2
Coding region: 1-924 (307 amino acids)
Cellular component (GO): membrane
Molecular function (GO): phosphatidylinositol bisphosphate binding
Source: RefSeq, a predicted model, not a curated record
AUGUCACGCAGCGAGCAGAAGCCAUUGCCAGUGCCCAGUCUGCAGAAGGUACCGGAAUUGUACGACGAUGACGCAGAGGAACCGAAGGGACUGGUCAACAUCGUCGAAAUCUUCGAAAAGCUCCGCGAGGAUCCAUUGGUGCUGGAACAGAACCUUAAACAGAUGCGCGAUUGGAUCGCGAAGCAUCCACACAUUCGACGAUGCCGUACGGACGCCCGAUUCCUGUUGCGAUUCCUGCGCGCCAAGAAGCACUCCUUCCUGAUGGCCUCACAGACACUCGAGCGCUAUCUAGCCGCCCGUAUGAUCCAUCCCGGAUGGUUUCAACGGCUCGACAUUCGCGAUCCCGAGCUGAGCCACCUGGCGGACAUUGGGUUCAUCUAUCCGCUGCUGGAACGCACCGCUGAUGGCUGUAUAGUGACGAUGACCGAUUGGGGUCUGCUGGAUCCAAACCAAUACACGAUCGAACACAGCAACCGAAUGCACAUCCUGUUGGCGGAGACGUACUCCGAUGACCCGUUCGUGCAGUGUACUGGUGGUUUCAUGAUCUUCGACAUGCAACACGUGACGCUCGCCCAUCAGAGCCUCAUUUCAUUUCUUGCGAUCAAACAGUGGGCCCAGUUCGUCAACAACGGGCUACCGCUCCGGUGUCAGGGUUUAUACGUCAGGGUUUUCCGUGAUUUCGACGAGUUGACCAAAGAGCACUUCGAUCGCCAGAUUCUCCCAAAGGAAUACGGUGGCAAGAUACCGAAAAGUGAGCACAUGAAGGCAUUCCGCGAGCAGUGCGAGCUUUACCGGGACAGACUGUUGGCCCUGGACGAGAUGGAUAUCGAUCUGGAUCAUAGCGAGACCUACUCGCGGCAUGCUAUGCUUGAAGAUAUCGGCGGUGGUGCAAUUGGCAGUUUCCGAAAGCUAGCAGUAGACUAA